AUGAGAAAACCGACUUAUGAUGAUGUUCAGCGACUGCUAAAGUUGCAUGAAGAGUGUCAUGGUUUUCCUGGCAUGCUUGGUAGUCUUGAUUGCAUGUAUUGGGCUUCGAAAAAUUGUCCGGUCGGAUGGAAAUGUCAGUACACACGAGGUGACUACGGACAUCCUACAAUAAUGCUUGAAACAGUCACCUCGGUGGACCUUUGGAUAUGGCAUGCAUUUUUUGGUGUGGCUGGUUCGAACAACGACCUUAAUGUCUUGAGUAGAUCAAACUUGUUUCAGGAGAGUCUACAAGGAGUUUCUCCUGUAGUUCAUUUCACUAUUAAUGGUAGUGACUACAAUAUGGGGUACUACCUUACAGAUGGUAUAUAUCCUGAAUGGGCUGCUUUCGUUAAAAGCUUCCCACACCCUCAAGACCCCAAAAGAAUAUGUUUCAAACGUAAACAUGAAAGUGCAAGAAAAGAUGUGGAGAGAGCAUUUGGAGUACUUCAAGCCCGUUUUGCAAUAGUUUGUGGACCAGCACGAUGUUGGCAUAAAAGUAAACUCCACGAUAUUAUGGAAGCAUGUAUUAUAUUGCAUAAUAUGAUUGUUGAAGAUGAGAGACACACAUAUUCGCGAAACUUUCCCGACGAUGAUUUCUCACCACAUGUUGAGGACGUUCAACAUGGACAUGUUCAAGAUUUUCAAGCAUAUCUCGCAAGGGAUGUAGCCAUCCGGGAUAGACAAAUGCAUCAUCAACUCAAAGCGGAUCUUGUCGAACACGUUUGGACACGUUUUGGAAGCCAAGAUGAUAAUUGA
Molecule: messenger RNA, 795 nt
Organism: Beta vulgaris subsp. vulgaris (sugar beet)
Lineage: Eukaryota; Viridiplantae; Streptophyta; Magnoliopsida; Caryophyllales; Amaranthaceae
Exons: 1
Coding region: 1-795 (264 amino acids)
Source: RefSeq, a predicted model, not a curated record